GUCCCUUUUAUUUCCUUGCAGCCGCGUCUUGACAUCCCGUCGUCUCAGCGGUACCUUCUCCCUUGUUUCUUUGGAAAGCGAGCAUGGCCUCCGGCGGGACGGAAGCCGUGUCCGAGACGCGACCAGACCCGGAAGAGGUCGAUUACGCAGGUUUCACGCGCUUCGAGAUUGAGUUGGAGUUCGUGCAGUGCCUAGCCAACCCGUUGUAUCUGCACGAGAUCUUCAACAGGAACUAUUUCGAUCAGGAGGAAUUCAUCAACUACAUCCGCUACUUGCAAUACUUCAAGGACCCAAAGUACGCCAAGUACUUGUUCUAUCCUGGACCAACCUUGCGUGCUCUGGAGCUUUUGCAGCUGAAGUCCUUCCGUGAGCAGCUGGGGAACAUCAACUUCGUGAUGCACAUCAUCGAUGAGUGGACAAAGGCAGCGAGCAACGGACCGCCAACUUGAAAGUCCUCUCGGUCGGCAAGUUUUUCCGUCAUCACGUUGCUUCGGCUCCUCCCCAAGCUCUAGCGGGUCUAGAUCUGAAGUCCGACAAGAUGGAUGUCAGCUAUGUAAGAGGGACAUAUGCAACGCCGAUUCGGCACCUUAAGAAAAGUUCACUGAGCCUCAAGUAGACGAGAGAGAUGGAUAGGGAUUUGGGACUCACGGCCCUCAGGAACCAAUAUGCUGAAAUCGUCGAAAUUGUGCGAAGGUCACGCAACGACUGUCCGCGAUUGACAUCUCUCAGUACCUAUAGAGUACGCAUAGCAGGCCAUAGGUCUAUGUGGCCUAUGUCCUGUAAGAUGUAUAUCAAGAAGCUGUCCCAAUAUCCUGUGUUAAGAAUGUUCGUUUGUUCCUAAUUCACUGCACCAGCAAUCUCUCUCCACUUACAGAAACCUUACAAAGGACACACCUGAGUUCGGACUGUACCCGUGGAAUCAUAAAUAUCUUCUGCUCCAUUCCAGGCCAUUGAUUUUUGGCGCAUCACGAAGACUUCACUUGAAUCAUGUCCCACUCGAUCAGCGUGGCUGCACCGUGGCAGGUUACAGGCAACUUUACGGCCUAAACAAAAAAAAUGGAGAAACUCGAACACUCAUGAACAGUUCGUGCACUUGCUCCUACCUUUCCGAGAUUGACUGCUGCAACUCCACUGCAUCACAUGUUCUUAGAUGAUACGGAUGUCCACUGGUGUUAAAUGAACAUACGCAGUCAAGACUAUGCCGCUCAUGAGCUUUGUCAAUCGGCCAGCGGCAGACAGCAGCACGAAUAUUUCUGAGGCAAGAGAGGGACAAAGUGCAUAAAAAGCACGACUCAAAGUUUUCAAGCAUUUGUCGAUUAAAACUUAUCUCUUCUACUUCGCCAGGGCGCCGACCCGUCGAUCGCAUCCUCCUUUGCGCAUCUGGAUCUUUGUAAUUCUCUCUACACUUCUGGAGAUAGGAAAUAUGAGAAGGUCGCACCUAAUACUCUUUACAAAAACAAUUGGGCAC
Verruconis gallopava is the source of this 1468-nucleotide messenger RNA. RefSeq lists its product as uncharacterized. The record is from RefSeq and is a predicted model, not a curated record. NCBI's taxonomy places the organism in Eukaryota, Fungi, Ascomycota, Dothideomycetes, Venturiales, Sympoventuriaceae. Gene Ontology annotation, molecular function: transcription coregulator activity. Gene Ontology annotation, biological process: regulation of transcription by RNA polymerase II. Gene Ontology annotation, cellular component: core mediator complex; mediator complex. Bases 84 to 449 code for a protein of 121 amino acids. The transcript is spliced from 3 exons.